This is a messenger RNA of Aspergillus heteromorphus CBS 117.55, 1886 nucleotides long. RefSeq names its product phosphotransferase enzyme family protein. NCBI's taxonomy places the organism in Eukaryota, Fungi, Ascomycota, Eurotiomycetes, Eurotiales, Aspergillaceae. Gene Ontology annotation, cellular component: mitochondrion. The record is from RefSeq and is a predicted model, not a curated record. Bases 33 to 1796 code for a protein of 587 amino acids. The transcript is spliced from 3 exons.
GACAGACUUCCGACCUCUUUCAACCACUAGAUAUGAAGGCCAUCCGAGGCCUCUUCCCGGGAAGAACUCUAGGAGCCACGCUUUCCCGCUUCAGUAAUCCCCACAGUACACUCAUGUCGGCUUCUUUCUCUUCCGGCCAGGCCAACAUGAAUGAGACCAAGGGUGUCACAGAUUCCAGGCAUGACCUCGAGGCACUCAAUCGAUUCACUUCAGGUCGCUGGCUUUGGAAUGAGGGACAGCAGCUUGCCUGCCGCUAUGUCAAGUUCGACCUCUCAACACUUCUGCAACUAGCUGCCUCUGCGAUCGGAUCGAAAUCAUGUACCCAAGUGUUAAAGAUCUCGGAGGGCCAGUAUAACAAAGUAUUCCAGCUUACCAUGGACGAUGGACGCGAGAUUAUUGCGAAACUUCCAAAUCCCAAUGCAGGCAGACCGCACUUCACGACAGCCAGUGAGGUUGCCACUAUGGACUUUCUGAGAAAUGUGCUAAAUCUCCCUGUUCCGAGAGUGUACGCGUGGAGCUCUCGAGCAUCACAGAACCCUGUCGGAGCAGAGUAUAUCCUGAUGGAGAAGCAGGCCGGCGUGGUCCUAACCGAUGUAUGGGACGUCAUCAAAGGGAAGCAGAAAGUACAAAUUCUCGACCAGAUUGUCGAUAUUGAAAGGCGCCUAGCAGCUACAACAUUCUCCAAGUUCGGGUCGUUAUACUAUAAGGACGACCUUCCUGAAAAUUCGGAUCCUACUUCACCCCAAUACCGUGAUUCAACUGGGAAGGAAGUGCAGAGCGAAACCUUUGGCAUUGGACCGACUAACCACCGUUCUUUCUUUGACUUUAGGAGAGGCGAGUUGGAUAUUGACUGUGGUCCAUGGUCAACAGUCACAGAAUUCAUGACGGCUAUUGCCCGGAGGGAAAUCGCAACCGCAAAGUCAGGUCUCCGAUACCCCUUGAUGCCCGAAGGCCUCUUCUAUGGGCCCCGACAAUACCAACCUAGCCUCUCCAAAAAGCUCACCGCGUUGGAAAACUACCUCAAGGUGGCACCUCAUGUUCUCCCAGAAAAUAAAGCCACUCACGCCUCAGUCUUAUGGCAUGGCGAUCUCCAUUCGCAUAAUAUCUUUGUCGACCCCGAAGACCCAGGUCGCAUUGUGGGGAUUAUUGACUGGCAGUCCGUCAGUGCAUGUCCCCUUUUCAUGCAAGUUGGGCGCCCGGCGUUUCUCGAUUACAAUGGCCCGGUUCCUGAUGGGUUGGGGAAAGUCCCCUUGCCACCGGAUUUUGACUCCAUGGAUCCCGAGGAGCAGCGAGAGGCAAAGGAACUCCAUAGGGCACAGACACUGCACAAUCUCUAUCUAGUUCGGUGUCUUCAGGGUAAUGAAACGGUCUUUCAGGCGAUACAGGGCCAGAAUACUCUCCGGCAUCAGGUUAGUGUGGUCCCGGGAUUAGUUCUGAUGGACUACGAGCCGCUUCUCAAUAACUUGUUGCGAGAUGUCGAGAAGGAAUGGGAACAGAUUACUGCCGCGGGCGAGGAUGGUAGUUCUUCUGGAACGCCGUUCCCGUUACAAUUCUCGAAAGAAGAAGUCGAGCAGCAGGUACAAGAUGGAGAGCUAUGGGCGCAAGGUGUCGAACUUAUGGACGCAUUUGUUCGCGACACUGGCUGCUUCAAACACUGGGAUGGUAGGGUUAGCGAUGGAGAUUAUGAAAAGUCUAGAAGGGAGCUGGAUGAGGGGGUGAAGAGGUUCUUGGAUCGUCAAGCCAGAAAUUAUGAGGAACAGAGGGAGUGGCUCAAAGCCCUACCAUUUGUGGAUUGAAAUGGGUGGCAGCUGGAAGAUAUCGCUGAUAUCAGCAUUUCGCAAUUUAACCAGUCUCCCUUAUUUACAAAUCGAAUCUACGCAGGCAAG